AUGGUUUAUCGAUAUCACGCCCCAGCAACCAAGGUAGCCACCGUUAAAAUGGCUAUCCAGGGCCUAUCUCUUGACAAAAUCUGCCAAUUACUUGGCAGUUUCAUUUCUCGGCAAUCGUUUGGCCGAUGGAUUCAACUUUAUGAAGAGACUCGAUGUGUCCUCAAUGAUCCCGAAACGUACAAAGCCUGUGGCCAACCAGCUAGUCUCUCCGAUGAAGAAUGCCAGUUCAUGAUCCGGCUUGUCCUAUCUGAACCCGGCUUGUUUCUCGACGAGAUCCAGGAACAAUUGUAUGACUCCAGUGGUGUCCUGCUCAGUGUUGAGGGGAUCCAUCGGAAUCUUGUUGAACAACUAUCAAUAACCUUGAAGAAACCGGAUACCAAGAGCAUUCGGAAAUCACUCUACGCAAAGUACACUUUUGUGGAGAAGAUGGAGUUUUAUCCAGCUGAGUUCCUUGUUUUUACCGAUGAGAGUUCCUUCUGCGAUAAGGAUUGCCUCCAAUCAUACGCUAGGUAG
Molecule: messenger RNA, 513 nt
Organism: Puccinia graminis f. sp. tritici CRL 75-36-700-3
Lineage: Eukaryota; Fungi; Basidiomycota; Pucciniomycetes; Pucciniales; Pucciniaceae
Exons: 2
Coding region: 1-513 (170 amino acids)
Source: RefSeq, a predicted model, not a curated record